CAAAUUGAUCACUAGUUCACUUUCGAUAAGCUUCUUGUUCUAUAUUUAUGGCUUCUCCAUUUCUACUCCUCGCUGUUCUAGCUUUGGCUUUUGCACAAGCUCUUGCUUUUGAUCCUAGCCCUCUCCAGGACUUCUGUGUCGCGGAUUUGAAAUCCGACAUUUUCAUCAAUGGGUUCGUGUGCAAAAAUCCGAAGCUGGUGAUGGCGGAGGACUUCUUCUCCUCCGGCCUGAACAUCGCCGGAAACACGAAGAACAAGGUCGGGUCCAACGUGACGCUCGUCAACGUCAUGAGGCUCCCGGGGGUCAACACUCUCGGCGUCUCCAUCGCGCGCCUCGACUACGCCCCAUACGGCCUCAACCCUCUCCACACCCACCCCCGCGGCACAGAGAUCCUCACCGUCAUCGAGGGAACCCUCCUCGUCGGCUUUGUUACCUCUAACCCUAACAACACGCUCUUCCUCAAGACCCUCCGUGUCGGUGACGUAUUCGUGUUCCCCAUUGGCAUGAUCCACUUUCAGUUCAAUGUCGGCGAAGGCCCUGCAGUGGCCCUUGCAGGGUUCAACAGCCAGAACCCAGGGCUCAUCGUGGUCGCGGACGCUGUAUUCGGGUCGAAGCCGCCGAUCCCUGUGGAGGUGCUGGAGAAGUCGUUCCAGGUCGGGAAGGACGUGAUCGAGGAGCUCAUGGCGCAGUUCAAGUAGAAAUGAGAUUCUGAGACCUUAAAAUAUAUGAGGUCUCUGAUUGAUGCCUUUAGUUGUUGGAUCGAUUUAUGUACCUUUGAAUAAAGGUGGCAGGUAUCUAUGUAGUAACUGCUACACUUUGCAACUAGUGCUCUGGUUUGUUGGGACAAUGAAAGAUGUAUUUGCUUUUGAAUAAUAUUGAUGGUGAUGAUCGUUGAAUAAUUUAUUCCUUAA
Messenger RNA from Ananas comosus (pineapple), 911 nucleotides. RefSeq names its product germin-like protein 8-9. Gene Ontology annotation, cellular component: cell wall. Gene Ontology annotation, molecular function: manganese ion binding. The record is from RefSeq and is a predicted model, not a curated record. The transcript is spliced from 3 exons. The coding region runs from base 48 to 698 and encodes 216 amino acids. Lineage: Eukaryota; Viridiplantae; Streptophyta; Magnoliopsida; Poales; Bromeliaceae.